This is a messenger RNA of Bolinopsis microptera, 2266 nucleotides long. RefSeq lists its product as uncharacterized. The record is from RefSeq and is a predicted model, not a curated record. The transcript has 2 exons. NCBI's taxonomy places the organism in Eukaryota, Metazoa, Ctenophora, Tentaculata, Lobata, Bolinopsidae. Bases 15 to 968 code for a protein of 317 amino acids.
AUCGCACUGCAGUUAUGGCCUGGAUAUUUCACCAGGCGGUUAAGCUUGCGGGUAACGCCAGCAAAGAGAUGAUGAGAGUUGUGGAUAACGCGGCAGAAACUGUUGUCGUUGAAACUGGCAUUGGAAAAGCGUUUGAAAUUGUUACAGGUCUGCAUGUCAAACCAGAUGUGUUUCAGAAUGGGAUCGACGUAGAAGCACCGGAUGAUACCUAUGGGCUCUUUAACAACCCCCUGGUGAAGCUCGAGGGACAGGUCAUCAAGCUGAAAAGCUCAGAUGGAGAUUUUGGUGGAAACAGCAAUGGCAAAGUUCUGGUGCAUGGAAUCAAAGUGACUUCAUACACUACUGAAGUGGACAAGAAUGGAGUUGUUGCUGAAGGGAACGUUGGUCUAUACUUCUCGACAGAUGUUGAACACAAGGGUCGUCUGAUUCGAAUGAUAACACCAGAAGAGUUAUACACUGCGGGGAAACAGACGUGUUAUGAACUUGGCGUUUCGGAAAUGAUGGGCGACGGUAUUGACCAUGUUAUUAAUGCGGUAUGCCCUGGGAUGACUCUGAAAGAGUUGUGCCAUAAUCUCUCAAGUACCAUUUGGUACUUCCGAGUUGACGGAGGAGUCGGUUUGGGCGUAGGAGGGGCGCUAAAGAACGGAAUGGAUACUUCCGUCAGCUUCUUUUCUAAAGACAAAGGCGACAUGAAAGUUGAUUUCACAUGUUACGGUUGCUCCGGGCUGUGCCCCGUUGGAUUCUUCAUAGGCGUGUCCAAGAACCCGGUGGGCGGGAAGAAGUAUGCAAUUUACCUCGCACCCUCUGUUGGUAUGGAAAUCGAAUGUGUUGAAGCUGGAGUUUCUGUUGCAGUUGAUCUUGUACUCGCGUUUGAUGAUGAGGAGGUGCACGGUAGGCUUAAGGAUCUGCUGAAGGGAAUCUCUCGCCUUCCAGGAGUUGGAGGGCUCAUGCAGAUGUGUCUGGAGUAGCUGUAGAACAGGUACGUUGGCCGUUGACCACAAAAUGGGCUAAGAAUGAGUGAAGAGACAAUUAUGCAUGAAAAGUUAAUUUUUUGAUGAUAUUUUUGUCCAUAUUUUUUCUAGUAUAUAGCUCUUUUGGAUCUUUUUCUAGUAUAUAUAGCUCUUUUGGAUCUUUUUAAUUUAGUUUUAAAUCUUUUUUGUUGGUGAUGUAAUUGGGUUUUGUCCGUGAACAUGACGUGAACAUGACGUGAAUCAUUGAUUUUCUUUUAAAUAUAUGUUACCGUUCGCGUUAUAUAUUACCGUAUAAAUAUAAUUAUUUAUUAAGCUAAAGCAGAGAUGUGAUGUCAUUUGUCAGACGCAGACUGCGUUUUAAUUUACUAAGAACCUGUAUAAUCUCUAUCAGGGGUUACAGAGGUACCAGAACUCUUCCACCCACAGCAAUAAGUGAUUUGGACCUUCCUUUGAGUUUUAAUAAACAACACUAAAAUGUGUGUGAGAAUUGCUGGUACACGUUCACAGCUGACAAGUUACCCCCCAGUUCCAUGGCCGGGUAUUUUCACGUGUAUGUUCACGUGUACGGUUCACGGGUUUGUUCGCGUGUACGGUUCACGUGUACGGUUCACGUGUACGGUUCACGUGUACGGUUCACGUGUACGGUUCACGUGCACGGUUCGCGUGUUCGGUUCACGUGUACGGUUUACGUGUACGUUUCACGUGUACGGUUCACGUGCACGGUUCACGUGUACGGUUCACGUGUACGGUUCACGUGUAUGGUUCACGUGUAUGGUUCACGUGUAUGGUUCACGUGUAUGGUUCACGUGUAUGGUUCACGUGUAUGGUUCGAACGUGUAUGGUUCACGUGUAUCAUGGUUCACGUGUAUGGUUCACGUGUACGCGGGUACGGGCACAAAAUGUAGUACCCGUGUCUGUACCCGCAAACCUACCCGGCACCCGUGAAAAUACCCGGCCAUAGAACUGGGGGUAAGGCUUGAAAUACAUACCACAUUGUUACAAUACUUGAGAUUACUGAUUAGUGGUGCAGCUUAAAAAUGUUAAAAUGAAUAUCAUUGAUAUGAUGAGGCGAAUUGGCAUAUUUUUUUGAAUUGGCAUAUUUUUCAUCAAGAAUGGCAUGCAGGAUCAGGUUAUGGAGCUCAGCAAAUCCCUCAGUGAGCUAAAUUUGUUAGGAUCAAAAGCAGGGGUAAGAGGGUGCAAAUGUUGUGAAGGGGGCAAUGCUAUUUUUAAAUAAUUGCACGGUACAUUUAUUUUUAAUUGUAAUUGACGAAAUGAGAGUCUCCACUCAGUGUGUU